GGCCGUCAAGCUUCACCGUUUAAGUUGAACCUUCCCUCCUUCUAUUCUAACCUCCUUGUUCGAUACCGAUUUGGUACUUUUAGACGAUGAUGCAAAAACUUAUAAAAAUUACAUCUCUAACUACAUAUUUCUGAAUGGCGACUUCAUUUAUACCUGAAGAACAUCAGCAUGUGAGAUAUAGUCCAUUAAGUGAUAAAUGGAUUAUUGUUUCACCUUUGAGAGCUAGAAGGCCAUGGAAAGGGCAGUUAGAAAAAGUACCAGAGAAAGAGGUUCCACCUCAUGAUUUGAAUAACCCGCUUUGUCCUGGAGCUACAAGAGCUCAUGGAGAAGUUAAUCCAUGGUAUAGGAGUACAUUUGUUUUCCCAAAUGAUUUUCCAGCUUUAGUGGAGGAUCUGCCAGAAUCAGGCAAGCCUCUUCAUCCUUUAUUUAGAGCUGAAUCUGUAAAAGGGACUUGCCGUGUUAUGUGUUUUCAUCCAAAAUCAAACAUAACUCUCCCUUUGAUGUCCUUGGAUGAAAUUCUCGAAAUUAUAAAUGUGUGGGUGAAGGAAAUGUUAAAUCUUGGGGCCAAAUACAAGUGGGUUCAGGUAUGUGUUUUUAAUAAUGAGAUAAAACUCUGA
Messenger RNA from Stegodyphus dumicola, 617 nucleotides. RefSeq names its product galactose-1-phosphate uridylyltransferase-like. Lineage: Eukaryota; Metazoa; Arthropoda; Arachnida; Araneae; Eresidae. The record is from RefSeq and is a predicted model, not a curated record. Gene Ontology annotation, cellular component: cytoplasm. Gene Ontology annotation, biological process: beta-D-galactose catabolic process via UDP-galactose, Leloir pathway. Gene Ontology annotation, molecular function: zinc ion binding; UDP-glucose:hexose-1-phosphate uridylyltransferase activity.